Messenger RNA from Aspergillus mulundensis, 2388 nucleotides. RefSeq lists its product as uncharacterized. The record is from RefSeq and is a predicted model, not a curated record. The transcript is spliced from 2 exons. Lineage: Eukaryota; Fungi; Ascomycota; Eurotiomycetes; Eurotiales; Aspergillaceae. The coding region runs from base 1 to 2388 and encodes 795 amino acids.
AUGGAUGGGUCUGUGGAGGCUCCCGGGGCGCAAGUGAAUGGCGUGAAGCGACCGUCAAUCGAUGCCCAGCGAUUCCAGCAACGGAAGAAGUUCAAGACCGAGGAGUUGCCUUUGACUGCGGCGCAACACGAAGCUAUUGAGGAUCUCCUUCACAGCUUCAAAAAGAAGGGAGGGUUCGAUCAUAUUCGCAAGAAAAUAUGGUCGGAAUUUCAUGAUGGUGAGGGGAAAGCGGAAUUUACGAGACUUCUCACCGAACUAGCGGAGUCUGAGAUAGAGCGCGAACCUGAUUUACUCUCGAGAGAACAAGGCAAGGCCGCGACGCUGAUUGAAGGCGCUGUCGACCGCAGUGAUAUCUACAAGACCGUGGAGAAGACUUUGGAUGCGCUGGCCGCAAAACACCUUCCGGCUAUUUUUGAGGCAAUUCAGGAGGUUCGUCGGCAAGAAGUCGGCGAUGAGCAGGCCACUCGCGAGGAAAUUGCAGGCAAUAGGACGGACGAGGACUACGCUAUGAUCGUGAAGGCCAAGCGCGACGAGCGUGAGAAGAUCUGGCGGGAGGAGGAACGUAAACGCCAGGAAAUUGAGGAAGAGGAGGCCCGUCGGAAAGAGGAAGAAGACCGAAAAGAGCGCGAAAUCCAACGAAGAAAGGACGACGAAGAACGAGCUAGGAGACGAGAGCGUGACGAACAACGGCGCACGGAGCAGCGGGCCUUGGACGAGCAACGGGAGAAAGAACGCCAAGAGCGGUAUGAAGGACGACGGCGUGAAGAUCGGGAGAGGUACCGGGACUGGGGAUACCGUGACCGAGAUCGCAGCCGAACAAGGGACGGAGAAGUGGACAGAGACCGUGAUAGGUUCAGGGACCGAGAUUUCCGUUACCGUGACCGUAAUCGCGACCGCUCCCCUGGUCAUCGCUCUGAGCGUGGCCUGUCACCUCAACGCAAAGACUCUCAGACCGAGAAAACCCCGGUAUCCAAAGAACCUACACCUCCGCCACACCCGCCAGCUCCAGUGGAUGAGAAGGCGUUAGAAGAGGCAGCCUUGCAGCUCUUGCUUAAGGAAGGUGAAGAGCGAGCAGCGAAAGCCCGUCAGAAGCCAGAAUUUGAUUUCGAAGAAGCCGAAGCGAUUGAAAACGGACUUAAGCCACCACCAACCAAACCCAAGGGCGCUUCAGAGUCGAGGUUCUCCGAUACUCCUACUAAACCAGGUACCCCGGCCGUUGAUGCUGACUAUACCCGCAGACGUGGAUCGACAGUAGCAGACGAUCGAAACCGGAAGCGUGAUAGCAGCGGCAGUCGCCCAAGGAGGAGAAUAUCACGAUUCGACGACCGUGAUGGUCGAUCACGAGAAGCUUCUGUCCGACCUCGGGAUCGAGGCUCGGAUGACAGACCCCCGCUUCACAAUUACCGACAGCCCUAUAGAAGCUGGCGACCUGGUCGCAGUCGGAGCCGGUCUCUCACUCGAACACACGACAGAAACCGCGAGCGUGAUCAAGAUCGAGACCGUGAUCGAACAGAUGGAGACAGAGAUAGGAACAGGGUCCGAGAUCGAGAAAGGCGAUCGGACCGGGACAGGGACCGUGAGCGAGACGAUCGUGUUAGAGAUAAUGACCGCCGUCGAGACCGCAGCCGGGACCAAAGUCGAGAUCGUGAUAGGGCUAGGCCUGACAACGAUAGGUACCGGCGACGAUAUAGCCGCUAUUCUCGCUCGUCCUCAGCGCGUCCAGGCCACCGGGACCGAGAUCGUGACAGGGCACGAGAAAGGGAAGGUGAGCGAGAUAAGUCGAGGGACCGAGAUCGAGAGAGGGAACGAGACCGCUCUAUGAAUAGGGAUAGGUCAAGAGACAGGGAGAGACAUCGAGAUCGUGAUAGGGAGCGGGAGCGGGAGCGAGAAAAUGACCGCGACAAAGAACGCGAUCGUACCCGAGAUAAAGAUGCUCCUUCGGAGCUAGACAGAGAGAGAGACCAUGAGCGUGACCGCGCACGGCCUGCCGAAAGGGACAGAGAACGAGACAGAACCGGUGAUCGAGACCGGACUCGGGACAGGCCUGCAGAAAAGGACAAAGAUCGAGACCAAGACCGCGGUAGAGAGAGGGACAGAGAGAAAGAUCGGAAGCCCUCUACCUCACCACAUCGUCGGCGCUCCCCAAGUAUGCUUGACAUCGACCGCUACGUCCCGGUCACCAGCCACCGCAGCCGAUCUCCUCGCCGACGCCUUCGAUCGCCAGAAAGAACUGAGGAGCGGCCUCGAGGCUUCGUCGACAUAGACCGGUAUAUGCCGGGCGGUGGAGAUCGAGAAAGGGGCCGUGAAGGGCAGGUUCAGAACCAGGCCUCGAAGACGCAAAGCUGGAGGCCUGGCGAUGCAGAUGAGAAGACUGCAAAUAGGGAAUAG